Messenger RNA from Leptosomus discolor (cuckoo roller), 320 nucleotides. Its product is annotated as feather keratin Cos2-3. Gene Ontology annotation, cellular component: intermediate filament. Gene Ontology annotation, molecular function: structural constituent of cytoskeleton. The record is from RefSeq and is a predicted model, not a curated record. NCBI's taxonomy places the organism in Eukaryota, Metazoa, Chordata, Aves, Leptosomiformes, Leptosomidae.
ACCUCCAGCCUCAAGACAUGUCCUGCUACAACCCGUGCCUGCCAUGCCGGCCCUGUGGCCCAACCCCACUAGCCAACAGCUGCAACGAGCCCUGUGUCAGGCAGUGCCAGAACUCCACUGUCAUCAUUGAGCCUCCCGCUGUGGUGGUGACCCUGCCUGGCCCCAUCCUCAGCUCCUUCCCACAGAACACCGUUGUGGGCUCCUCCACCUCCGCUGCUGUUGGCAGCAUCCUCAGCUGUGAUGGCGUGCCCAUCAACUCUGGCUGCUGUGACCUCUCUGGCUUUUCCAGCUGCUGUGGUGGCAGAAGGUGCCUCCUGUGA